GGUUGACACAGAAAAAGAAGCAGAGCAUAAAGCCAUAAAAAGUUAAUCCUUUGAUUAACCCUAAAAUAAGCUUUAGAAUUCACCACAAAAUAGAGAAAAAUCUCUCAAAAAAAAUUUUAUUGGGUCAAAAGCUGAAUAGCAAUUGAUUCAAAUAAGACUAAAGGAAACAAAACCAAUAUAUUUUUUAGAAUAGAACAUUCCUCAACAAAACCACAAUUCUGUUCAUAACUGUUCAGUGCAAAAUCAUGGGUGAUAGGUUACGUCUGGCAGUUGGAAUCAUGGGCAAUGCGGCUUCUUUGUUGCUUUACACCUCACCUAUAUUGACUUUCAUAAGGGUGAUAAGGAAAAGAAGCACAGAGGAGUUCUCUUGCCUCCCUUACAUUGUUGCACUGCUAAACUGCCUCUUGUACACUUGGUAUGGCUUGCCAGUUGUGAGCUGCAGAUGGGAAAAUGUCACUUUGAUCACCAUCAAUGCCUUAGGGAUCAUAUUCGAGGUUUCCUUCAUUCUCAUAUAUUUUUGGUUCGCUUCUGCAAAGGGAAAGAUAAAGGUUGCUACCAGGGCAACAUCUGUAAUCCUAGUGUUUUGCACCGCUGCAGUCAUCUCAGCUUUUGUAUUCCACGAUCAUCCUCACAGAAAGGUAUUUGUUGGAAGCGUUGGACUGGUGGCGUCUGUGGCCAUGUAUGCUUCUCCACUUGUGGUAGUGAAACAAGUGAUACAAACAAAGAGCGUUGAAUUCAUGCCAUUACACUUGUCUUUUUUGUCAUUCAUUGUUAGUUCACUUUGGCUGGCGUAUGGUCUGCUAGGCCAUGACCUCUUCCUCGCGUCCCCUAACCUGGUUGGCAGCCCCUUAAGCAUCUUCCAACUUGUGCUGUAUUGCAAAUACAGGGGAAGACAAAUUAUGGAAGAACCAAACGAAUGCGACUUGGAACAAAAUGAUCAAGAGAAAUCCAAUCAGGUGAUGCUCGCAACAAAUAAUAAUUUCAGUGGCAAGAGCCAAAGCAUGUGAUGCAGGGGGAAACUCUUAUGUUGGCCUCACAGUAAGAGCACAUGAAGUUGUCAAAAGGAGCUUAUGUUGUAAACAGAUUCUUAACGUAAAAUAAAGUACAAAAUUUGCUGCUGUAUUUCAAAGAAUAAGAAAUUUAUUGCCAA
Molecule: messenger RNA, 1150 nt
Organism: Rubroshorea leprosula
Lineage: Eukaryota; Viridiplantae; Streptophyta; Magnoliopsida; Malvales; Dipterocarpaceae
Source: the annotation of a GenBank genome assembly